AUGCCUUUUUCACUCCAUAGUCACUCCGGUCAAUUCUGCAAACACGCGAAAGGAGAGCUCGAGGAGGUCGUCCAAGAGGCCAUCAGAAGAAAAUUCUUAGUUUAUGGUUUAUCAGAGCAUUGCCCUAGGUACAGGGUCCAGGAUUUGUAUCCUGAGGAGUCACAUCUCCAACCAUCCGAUCUCGCUAAAACUUUUUCCGAAUUCGUCCUCGAAGCUCGUCGUCUCCAACUAAAAUACAAAUCCAAGAUCACACUAUUAGUGGGAUUAGAAUCUGAAAACAUUACCGACUCUUCUACUUCCGAAAUAAUUGACCUUGUUUCGAAACACGAUUUAGAUUACGUGGUUGGUUCGGUACACCAUGUUCACGAGACGCCAAUUGAUUUUGAUCGAGAAACCUUUGAGGUAGCACUCUCAAAAUAUAGUCCGAAUUACCCGCUUUCCGACUAUUCCGUCUCAGAUAACGCCUCCAUAAAUGAUCCCAUCUCAUCUUAUCCGAAAUCUCCCGAAGAAUCUUUAUUCAUCUCGUACUUUGAUUCUCAAUAUCAAAUUUUACAACACCUUAGGCCAAUGAUCGUCGGUCAUUUUGAUGUCAUCCGAAUUUAUAGACCAAAAUAUAAGUUGACAGAUUUGAUCUGGCAGAGGAUCGAGAGAAAUGUCGAAUUCGUUAUUGGAUAUGGUGGACUGUUUGAAAUUAAUUCUGCGGGAUUCAAAUAUUUCGAUGAUGCCUAUCCUUUGAGAGAUAUUUUUGAACUAAUAAUUCGAAAAGGUGGUAAAUUCACCAUCUCCGAUGAUAGUCACGGACCAUCGAUG
Acaulospora morrowiae is the source of this 810-nucleotide messenger RNA. The record is from the annotation of a GenBank genome assembly. NCBI's taxonomy places the organism in Eukaryota, Fungi, Glomeromycota, Glomeromycetes, Diversisporales, Acaulosporaceae.